UGAUGUUCAGUCAUCAUGAGGUUUCCAUUAUUCAAUUGGGUCUCAUCUUAAGGUUUGUAAACUGUGGUAGGCGCGAUUCGAAAGUUCGUCGUCGCCGACGAACAUCGUCUUCUCAUGUCCCCACGCUCUUGCCUUCACUAUAGAUGCUUUGGGUUCUGAUGGAUGUUCCCUUUCCUUCUUUCUUCCUUUCUUGCAGCUUGCCUCUUCCUUCGAUUCACGCUCUUUCGCUACCCAACUCGACCCUUCAAGCUUGCUUACAACAUUCGAUCGCUUUACUUCUUGCUUUCAAUCAACCUUGCUCUCUUUCGUCCGAUUCCAAUCUUUUCCAUCUGAGUUCUCUCCAUCGUCGUUCUCUUUUAGCAAAGGUGUAGCGGCAAAGCCAGGCACACUUCUCAUCACCUUGCUUCGACGCCGUACGGGAAUAACGAUGGUACUGCUCAGAGUAGUUUGCCUCGUUGCGAUCUUACCUGGGAUAGUUGGUCAGAUUGAUCCCUCGGCACCGGAUUGUGCCAUCAACUGCUGGGAGAACACAAAAUAUGUCAGCAAAUGCUCUACAGACGUUGGCUGUCUGUGCAGUGAGCCAGAUUAUACCAAUUCAGUGUACCAGUGUCUAUUCUCCCAGUGCGACACGGUACAUUUCGGCUCUGCACUUCACCAUGUUAUUGCACAGUGCUUCGGUUCUGGCAAUGAGAUUCUUUUCGCCGUUCCUCCUAUCCCGAAUCGAGAUGACCUCCGCCGUCGAGAAGCCGAGUACGCAGCUGGUGCUAUAUUAUAUGGCUCUGGUUCUGAAGCUGGGUUUCCCACCGAGAGUGUGGACUACCCUAUACAAAGCGCCAAUUAUCCAACGCAAAGUGUCGGUGGUCCUUAUUCUCCAAGUCCAACAGUUCCUCACUUUCCUCUGGAGACUGCCACCUCGCCCGCACUUACAUCUGCAACGCCAACACCUGCACCAUAUAGUGCUUUGGCCGAAACAACCACUGCUUCCCCAGUACUCUAUACAGGCUCAUCAUCGUCUAUGACUUCUUCUACUGGGCUCGCACUACUCUUCGCGUUGUUGGUCAUCAUCUUGACCUAUUGAUUCGACGAGCACAAUUUCGGUGCCGCGCCCCUGCGGCGUGGGUCAGUCUUGGUUCUGUUCACUUGGUCUAAACAGCAGAAAGCUGUUUGAUCGGUUUUUUUGCUGGCAUAUUGGUCUAGCACACAAGAUCCACAUUGGGACCAUGGGUACUUUUGCGUAUUU
Mollisia scopiformis is the source of this 1240-nucleotide messenger RNA. RefSeq lists its product as uncharacterized. Bases 428 to 1078 code for a protein of 216 amino acids. NCBI's taxonomy places the organism in Eukaryota, Fungi, Ascomycota, Leotiomycetes, Helotiales, Mollisiaceae. The transcript is spliced from 3 exons. The record is from RefSeq and is a predicted model, not a curated record.